ACUGUGCUUGCAAAAAUCCCUAAUUUGCGUUGAAACCUUUACUUAAGUAUUUUUUGAAAGUCGGGGAUGUGUUUAAAAUUUCAAAGGUAUGCACUAAAUUAAUUAUUGCUUUUAAAAAUGGCACAAAGAAGUCGAUAUUCUCACCGCAACAGUACGAGUACGCGAUAUUUUGAAAAGGGUGAGAAGGUACUCUGCUACGAGCCAGAUCCAACAAAGGCAAAAGUGUUAUACGACUCAAAGAUUUUAGGUAUCUACGAUUCAAAGGACAAGCGUGGGCGGAAAGUUAUUCAAUAUAAAAUACAUUUUCAAGGUUGGAGCAGUUCAUGGGAUCGUAAAGUGAAUGCUGAUUAUGUGCUAAAAGAUACAGAGGAAAAUCGGCAACUUCAGCGUGAUUUGGCUGAAAAAGCACAGUUGCAAAUUAAUGCUUUUCUUUAUCGGAAAGAGCGUAGCAGCAUUAAGAAAAAGCAAAAUAAAUCGGUGCUGUCGCCAGACGAUGCUACAGCUGCAGAGGGCAACGUAAGCUCAGAACUGCUCUCAUCACCUAAGUUUCGAACACGCGGCUCCUCGGAAGAUAAUUUUAGUUCAAGUAGCACUCUAGAAAGGCAAGAAGAUUUUUCAAUGAAGGACGAAUGUGAGAGCGAGUCAUGUUGCAGUUCUGUGGAAAGUUUUCCAGACGAGGAACGUGUUUUACUUCGCAUAAGCGAACGCCUGCGUCAGUACUUAGAGUACGAUCAUGAUAUGAUCGUCAAGUAUUGCAAACAACAUGCUCUGCCUGCACGUAUCCCAGUGGUGGCGAUAUUAGAAAAUUUCGUAAAGCAAAGUGUUGUUAAAUUGGUAUUUUCAACAACGCAAGUUGAGAGUACAAGGCGUCGUACUACACAGCAACGAACAAACAAAAAAGAACACGAAUUUGAUAAAUUAGUAGCGACUGUUAGUUUGCUAAAGGAAGUCGCCGAUGGUUUACGCAUUUACUUUGAUUUUACCAUAGCGGAAUAUCUACUGUAUAAAGAGGAGAAAGAAUUUGCGUUGUCAUAUUUAACUGAAGAGAAUCUAAAAAAUUUUACCUAUGUUGCAUUGCCUGGCCUAACACCAGAUUUUCUUAAUCCCACAAAAAAUGAGGUUGAUUCAACACAAAUUCAUAGUGGGGAGACUUACACCGAAACACAAUCAACAGAGGCUUCUUCGACGACACCAGCGCCGUCCGAGGAACCACAAAAACGUAAAUCGCGAAUUCAUCGCAGUGAUGAUUGUGAAAUGAUAUUAGAAAACUGCUUAUCAAGUAUUGCUAGUACCAGCUCUGGUGCAUCAACUCCACUGCACUGCGCUGUUGGCGGAAGUAGCAGUUCUUCCGGUAUUAACUACUUGAAAUCGCUACAACCAAUGGCACAGAACAUACCUACGCAAACUAAAGAUUUGUUACAAGCUGUUUUGUCUUGGCAUUUGGUGCCUACCAAUGCACCAGCUGCGCCGUCAAUGAUUUUCGGCGCUCCCCAUUUAGCAAGAUUAAUUGUGAAACUGCCGGAAUUUUUGAAUGCAUCAUCAAUAAAUGAUGAAAAAUUAAAAAUUUUACUACAGCAUUUGGAUACUUUCGUAAACUACCUAGAGGCACGCAAAGAGUGGUUCAACGAAGAUAAUUAUGCGCGUUCGAAUGCGGCGCGAAAACGCGCGAGCUCUAGCGAGUGCGUUAAACCAGAUGUGGCGGAUAGUGUUAAAGAAACGUUGGAAUCAAAUUUGCUGCAAACGUCGACGACAAGUGUGACAGGAACAAAUGCUACUGUUAUAACAACGGAGACAUCGACAACAACAACACCUGCCGCAGCUAUUGCAACGUAAUUCAAUAUACACAUGGAUAUUUAAGUAGUUAAUUCAUUAAAAAAAAAGACACACAUAAAAUAAUGUAAAUUUAGAAACAAGUUUUAUUUUUACAAAACUGUGUAUCUUAACAAUUACAAGUACUUUUAAUUAUAGUUUUAAAGCUUUUUCAUUUUAUUCACAUAAAUACAUGUGUGUUAUUGUUACAUACUUCUUUUAUUUUUAUAUUUUCACUUGCCACCACACUUGAAAACAUAUGUACAUACGGUAGUAGUGUAUGUAGACAACUACAGUUUUACACACUUUGUGUUUUUGCCAAAAGCUUUUGUGAAAUAAAUAUUACUUAAAAUUAUUGUAAACUCGAAA
Molecule: messenger RNA, 2178 nt
Organism: Anastrepha obliqua
Lineage: Eukaryota; Metazoa; Arthropoda; Insecta; Diptera; Tephritidae
Gene: msl-3
Product: protein male-specific lethal-3
Exons: 7
Coding region: 118-1833 (571 amino acids)
Biological process (GO): regulation of DNA-templated transcription; chromatin organization
Cellular component (GO): NuA4 histone acetyltransferase complex; nucleus; MSL complex
Source: RefSeq, a predicted model, not a curated record